Monodelphis domestica (gray short-tailed opossum) is the source of this 5753-nucleotide messenger RNA. Lineage: Eukaryota; Metazoa; Chordata; Mammalia; Didelphimorphia; Didelphidae. The record is from RefSeq and is a predicted model, not a curated record.
UUUGUGGGGCGGCUGGGGGAGGAGGGGGAGGCCGCGCACCCCUCUGGGCCGCCCAAGCGAAGCCUCUGUCGAGGUGUGGGAAGCGGGGGACCCGGAGUUUCAGGAAGGCUUUCUGGGCCGCUCGCCUCGACCAGACGUCCCCUGCCCCUUCCGUGUUCCCGAGAUGGGCCGUCCUUGGUCCUGCCGGCGAAGGGGGCCCUUUGGGGAGCCUCCCCCGGGGCUCCCCGGCCGCCUCUCCCCUCCCCCGUGAGUGCUGCCUCCCAUGGCUGGCUGAGCGGGCUGCGGCCGCAUUUCUCGUCUUUCUUUCCCCGCGCAGAUCGCCAUCCUGCGCCUCCCGACGUGACCACCGGCCUGGUGGAGCCGCCGCCCCCGGAGCGCCCCCAGCUCGCCUCCGUGAGGGGGCUCCCCCGGGGCUGCAGCAGCAGCCUGCUGGACACGGCCGACGGCGUCCCGGCGCACAGCCGGGUGUCUUCGAAGAUCCAGCAGCUUCUGAACACCCUCAAGAGACCGAAGCGGCCCCCCUUGAAGGAGUUCUUUGUGGAUGACUUCGAAGAGCUGCUGGAAGUCCACCAGCCGGACCCCAACCAGCCCAAGCCGGAGGGGAGCCAGAUGACGGUGCUGCGAGGGGAGCCUUUAGACGUGGCCCCCGACGGGCCGCCGUCCCUGCUGGCGGCCCUGCAGCGCUGGGGCACCGCCCAGCCCAAAGCCCCGUGCCUCACGGCCCUGGACACCACCGGCAAGGCCGUCUACACCCUGACCUACGGCAAGCUGUGGAGCCGCAGCGUGAAGCUGGCCUACACCCUCCUGCACAAGCUCCCCAGUAAGAGUGAGCCCCUGCUGAGGCCGGGAGACCGGGUGGCGCUCGUGUUCCCCAACAGCGACCCCGUGAUGUUCAUGGUGGCCUUCUACGGGUGCCUCCUGGCCGAGCUCAUCCCUGUGCCCAUAGAGGUCCCGCUGACCAGGAAGGACGCGGGCAGCCAGCAGAUCGGCUUCCUCCUGGGCAGCUGCGGAGUGGCGCUGGCGCUGACCACGGACGCGUGCCAGAAGGGGCUGCCCAAGGCCCCGACGGGGGAGGUGGCCACGUUCAAAGGCUGGCCUCGCCUCGUCUGGUUCGUGAUCGACGGGAAGCACCUGGGAAAGCCGUCCCGGGACUGGCAGCCCCCCGUGCGCGACGCGGGGGCCGAGACCGCCUACAUCGAGUACAAGACGAGCAAGGAAGACAGCACGGUGGGCAUCACCGUGUCCCACGCGUCCGUGUUGGCCCAGUGCCGGGCCCUGACCCAGGCCUGCGCGUACUCGGAAGCGGAGACUUUGACCAACGUCUUGGACUUCAAAAGGGACGCCGGCCUGUGGCACGGAGUGUUAACCAGCGUCCUCAACCGAAUGCACGUCGUCAGCAUUCCUUACGCCCUCAUGAAAGUGAACCCCCUUUCGUGGAUACAGAAGGUGUGCUCCUACAAAGCGCGGGUGGCGUUGGUGAAAUCCCGAGACAUGCACUGGUCCCUCCUGGCGCAGCGAGACCAGAGAGACGUCAGCUUGAGCUCCCUGCGGAUGCUGAUUGUGGCCGACGGGGCCAAUCCGUGGUCAGUGUCUUCCUGUGACGCCUUCCUCAAUGUCUUUCAGUCCAGAGGCUUGAGAGCCGACGUCAUCUGCCCCUGCGCCAGCUCCUCCGAGGCCCUCACCGUCGCCAUCCGCAGGCCCCCCGACUCGGGCGGCCCUCCCCCGGGCAAAGCCGUGCUGUCCAUGAGCGGCCUCAGCUACGGCGUGAUCCGGGUGGACACGGAAGAAAAGCUGUCCGUCCUGACGGUCCAGGACGUCGGCCAGGUCAUGCCGGGAGCCAACGUGUGUGUGGUGAAGGUGGAAGGCACCCCUUACCUCUGCCGGACCGACGAGGUCGGAGAAGUGUGCGUCCGUUCUGGGGCGACCGGCACGGCCUACUACGGCCUGCUCGGCAUCACCAAGAACGUGUUUGAGACGAUCCCGGUCACGGCGGGAGGCAUGCCCAUCUCUGACCAGCCCUUCACCAGGACGGGACUGCUGGGCUUCAUCGGGCCAGACCAGCUGGUGUUCGUCGUGGGGAAGCUAGACGGGCUGAUGGUGGUCGGCCUUCGCCGGCACAGCGCAGACGACGUGGUGGCCACCGCCCUGGCCGUGGAGCCCAUGAAGUUUGUCUAUAGAGGAAGAAUAGCCGUGUUCUCGGUGACGGUCCUGCACGACGACCGCAUCGUGCUGGUGGCCGAGCAGCGCCCGGACGCGUCCGAGGAGGACAGCUUCCAGUGGAUGAGCCGCGUCCUGCAGGCCAUCGACAGCAUCCAUCAGGUGGGCGUGUACUGCCUGGCCCUGGUGCCGGCCAACACGCUGCCGAAGGCGCCCCUCGGGGGGAUCCACAUCUCGGAGACCAAGCAGCGCUUCCUGGAGGGCGCCCUGCACCCCUGCAGCGUCCUCAUGUGCCCCCACACCUGCGUCACCAACCUCCCCAAGCCGCGCCAGAAGCAGCCGGAGGUGGGGCCCGCCUCCAUGAUCGUGGGGAACCUCGUGGCUGGGAAGAGGAUCGCUCAGGCCUCGGGGAGAGACGUCACCCAGCUGGAGGACAAUGACCAGUUUCUGUACCUGGCGGACGUGCUGCAGUGGCGGGCUCAGACCACCCCGGACCACCCUCUCUUCCUGCUGCUCAAUGCCAAGGGCACGGUCACCAGCACCGCCACCUGCGUCCAGCUGCACAAGAAGGCCGAGCGCGUAGCCGCUGCCCUGACUGAGAGGGGCCACCUGAGCGUUGGAGACCACGUGGCUUUGGUUUACCCUCCAGGUGUGGACCUCAUCGCCACCUUCUAUGGCUGUCUUUACGCCGGCUGUAUCCCCAUCACGGUCCGCCCCCCGCACCCCCAGAAUCUGGCCACCACCCUGCCUACAGUCAAGAUGAUCGUAGAAGUCAGCAAGUCCACGUGUAUCCUUACGACCCAAGCAAUAAUGAAACUCCUCAAGUCCAAGGAAGCGAGCGCCGCCGUGGAUGUGAAAACGUGGCCCACCAUCCUAGACACAGAUGACCUCCCAAAGAAGAAGGUGGCGAGUGUGUUCCGGCCUCCCUCCCCGGACAUGCUGGCCUACCUAGACUUCAGCGUCUCCACCACGGGCAUAUUAGCUGGAGUCAAGAUGUCGCACACGGCCACGAGUGCCUUAUGCCGGUCCAUCAAGCUUCAGUGUGAGCUGUACCCGUCCCGGCAGAUCGCCGUCUGCCUCGACCCCUACUGUGGCCUGGGCUUCGCCCUCUGGUGCUUGUGCAGUGUCUAUUCAGGACACCAGUCCCUCCUGGUCCCCCCGCUCGAACUUGAAAACAACGUGUCCUUGUGGCUGUCGGCCGUGAGCCAGUACCGAGUGCGGGUCACCUUCUGUUCCUACUCUGUCAUGGAGAUGUGCACCAAAGGGCUGGGGACGCAGACCGACCUCCUCAGGGCCAAAAGCGUGAACCUGUCCUGCGUGCGCACGUGCAUGGUGGUGGCGGAAGAGAGGCCGCGGAUCGCGCUGACGCAGUCCUUCUCCAAGCUCUUCAAGGACCUGGGUCUGUCGGCCCGGGCCGUGAGCACCACCUUCGGGUGCCGGGUGAACGUGGCCAUCUGCCUGCAGCCCAACAGGCUGGGAAAGCUGGCUGAGCAGGGCACCGCCGGCCCCGAUCCCACCACGGUCUACGUCGACAUGAGGGCCCUGCGCCAUGACAGGGUGCGGCUUGUAGAACGGGGUUCCCCGCACAGCUUACCAUUGAUGGAAUCUGGAAAGAUCCUUCCUGGCGUCAAGGUCAUCAUCGCUCACACAGAAACGAAGGGGCCCCUCGGCGACUCCCACCUGGGCGAGAUCUGGGUGAGCAGCCCCCACAACGCCACGGGCUAUUACACGGUCUACGGCGAAGAGUCGCUGCACGCCGACCACUUCAGCGCUCGGCUCAGCUUCGGGGACACCCAGACCAUCUGGGCCAGGACGGGCUACCUGGGCUUCCUCCGCAGGACGGAUCUCACCGACGCCAGCGGAGAGAGGCACGACGCCCUCUACGUGGUGGGCUCCCUGGACGAGACCCUGGAGCUGCGGGGCAUGCGCUACCACCCGAUCGACAUCGAGACCUCCGUCAUCCGCGCCCACAAGAGCAUCGCCGAGUGCGCCGUGUUUACGUGGACCAACCUGCUGGUGGUGGUGGUGGAGCUGGAAGGCCCCGAGCAGGAAGCGCUGGACUUGGUGGCGCUGGUGACCAACGUCAUUCUGGAGGAGCACUUCCUCAUCGUGGGCGUGGUGGUCAUCGUGGACCCCGGGGUCAUCCCCAUCAACUCUCGGGGGGAGAAGCAGCGCAUGCACUUGCGGGACGGCUUCCUGGCCGACCAGCUGGACCCCAUCUACGUGGCCUACAACAUGUGAAUGCGGGCCACAUGCCAGCCCCGAGCCCGCACCUGCCCGCUGCCCAGAACCGGAGUCGGGGGCCCCCAGCCACGGGGGAAAAGGGUGGCGGUCUGCCCCGACUGCCACCCCCCCCGGCCCACUCCGGCACGUGGCGACAGCCACUCGGGGGGUCUCGGAGCCCGGCGCAAGCCCGGUCACGGCGUGGGUGUGGCCCGCUCCCUCGGGAGGGGCUCGUCCCGCCUGCAGCGUCCCGCCCCGCCGUGCCCGCUGGCGUCCGAGCCGGGCUUUGCUCUCUACUGUAUUCUGAGUGUUUUUGCACAUUCUAAAACUCGGAAACGCAAUAGCCGCUUUUUUAGUUUGUUUUUGUAAGCGAUUCUUCGUCCCCGCGUCGCGCUGACCCGUCCUUUCAGAAGGGGCUGAAGGACUAGGCCACGGCCCGCUCGCGUCUCGGGACCGAGCAGCCAAGCAGGACCCGGGUCCCCGGCCCCCUCCCCAGGGCUGCCCCGUGCCCAGGCUCUCGGAUCCGGCCUCCCCUGGGGAAACCCUUCUCGACUGUCCGAGGGAAUCGUGCCCACAGAGGGCCCGGCCCGUCCCCUGCUGGUUCUGAAGGUCCGGUCAAGUCCGGUCCGUGAUGUUCCUCAGCAACCCCGUCAGGGACCCGGGCACACUCGCCCACACGCACGCACACCCCCAGGCGGGCGGAAUCUCUCGCUGCUGCUGCUGCUGCUCAGAUUUUGGCACGGUCGUCGCGCCCUCCUGCCCCCGGGCGCGGGGUCGCAUCCCUGCCUGGCGCGCCGGCUGGCACGAGCGUCUGAUUGAAGAUGGCCAGAAGGCGGGACAAGCAUGCGGCCGGCCAAUAGAGUAUUUUUGUAUGGCUAGUGAAGACUCGGCUCGUUCGGGGGCCGCAUCCCAGAGCCAGCUUUUUCGGCAGGGCAAACCUGCCUGGAUCAGUGCCUAAGAAAGCUGGUGGUUCUUCCGUCUGCGGAAACCAAAGGCAUCUCCCUGGCGUGGCGGGCACAACGCAGCCCGUCGCCCUUCUUUGCCGACAGGGAACUCCGUGGAGAGCAGCUGGAUUUGCCUCGUGGGCUUUGGCGUGAUCAAAAUGCCCACGAAAACUAACGGUGUGCUGCAACUAUGUACAGAACUGCCUAACUUAUUAUUGGAGGCCCAGCGCAGGCCCCAGCGUGGACAGACCUUCCUUGGCAUCGGCCAGCCGGCGGCAGGGGGGAACAGCUCCCCAACCCCCUUUUCAUGUUGUAGUUUUAUAGCGAACACAGCAUCGUCAGACUUUUGUAUUGAAAGAUCGGUGAUGGCAGGACAAGUUGCCUCGUAAAGUAAGAUUUUCAGAAGCACAUUAAAAACGUUUAAAAUUA